AUGGCGUCCAUCUUCACCUAUGAUCCGGACCCGCCACGGGUCUCCUCGCCAUGGUCCACGUCAGGUACAUCUACCCCCCAGGUUUGGGGGCCUGGCGGUCGUGGCAUGGCGACUAAAUCCCGGUCCAACUCGAGCCUGCGCUUGGCUCUGACCGAUCCCGACUUCCUGUCCGACUACGGAAUCAGCAAAUUGGAGCCGGAACCGCAAGAGGGUCCGAUGGAAUAUAAGCUGCAUCUUCUCCUUCGCCCGCGGCGACUCUAUAGCUCCACUUCGACUAGGCCUGCCGCCGGUAGAUCUUGCCAUUCCCAUGAGAGCGGCUCCACCUCGGGCCCGACAUCUGCCAGCUACGAAUUGGGUGCGAAACCGGCUCCGACUCCGUCGACGCAGAGUCGACAGCAGCGGUUGCAGCAGUUGACUACCCAACUUUUGUGGCGGUUGCAGCAGUCUUCGCCUUUCCAUUCGUCUACCGCGGCUAGCCUCGUGCUGCCUGUUCUGCCUGAGGCGUCACCCCAGCUGGGGGUCCCGCAAAAACCCACUCGGCUACUCCCUGGUCUUGAGGAGAGCCAAGGUGCUCUCUAUGAGAUUGGUGUUUCCGAUGAUGGGGCCUUUGUUGGGCUUGUCAACGACGAAUUGGAAGAGAGCCUACUCAACUUGCAUGUCAUGGCUACUAGCUUGGGCUGCAAGGUCGAGGUUCUUCGCAGAGUCAUCGUUGGAAAAUGCGAAUGGGUUGAGAACUCGAGCGCGGAGGGCACCGAAACUGGAAAACAUAAGACAGGGGACCUUUGGGUUGCGGAGGCACUUGUGAGUCCGGAUUGGGACCAUUACCAUUCGAACUCAUCCACAAAUGGCUACUGUGAGACGCGGCCCAGCUUGUCCAAUCUCGGGGAGAAUGACUUGCCUGAUGCGGCGAACUCUAACACUGAGCAAAUCCGGAUCUCGAUCACAGGUCCAACAACAGCUGGCAAGUCUUCGCUUCUUGGCACAUUGACGUCGUCUGUACUUGACAAUGGGCGAGGCGCAAGCAGACUGGGGCUUCUCAAGCAUCGGCACGAAAUUUCAUCCGGUAUCACCAGCUCUGUCGCACAUGAGUUGAUCGGAUAUGCGGCUAGCGAGCAGUCCCUCGACACCACGAAUGUCAUCAACUACGCCUCGGGUAAUGUCGAUGCCUGGAACGACGUUCACGCGACUGCGAAAGGCGGCCGUUUGGCCUUCGUGUCAGACCUUCCAGGAUCGGUGCGAUAUUUGAAAUCAGCUCUCAGAGGACUGGUCAGCUGGGCGCCCCAUUAUAUCUUGUUGUGUAUUCCGGCAAAUUGCGACGAUGAGAGCAGUGGUUCGGCUGAUCAAACCGAUAUUAACCUCGCCCUGUCUUAUCUAGAUGUGUGCACCAAAUUGGACAUCCCUAUACUAGUGGUGAUCACUAAGAUGGAUCUUGCAUCGCGGGCUGGAUUGAGAAGCAACCUCACCAAAGUCUUGUCAGCAUUGAAGGCGUCGGGUAAAAAGCCUGCAAUGCUACCUGGCUCUUCCAAUCAAGAUAUCGACUUGCAGCAUAUAGCAUCCGCAGAUAGGGACAGCGUCAGGAAGGUGAUCUCGGAAACGGACGACUGGAUGACCACAGUGCCGAUUGUCCUCACCAGUGCUGUCGAUGGCUCGGGUAUAGGGAAAUUACAUGCUUUUAUUCGAUCUCUACCCAUUCCGCAACGGCCAUCCUUGGUCCGGGCCGUCUUGCCGGAGUCGCUAGACUCCCCCGACCCGCCUUCCAACAUCUUCAACAUCGAUGAGGUGUUUGCCAUCCCUCCGUCGAAGGUCACCCACACGAACGAUUUGACGUCUUUGGCGCUCUCGUGCUCUACGCUCCAUUCUCUCGCCAUCCCUCAGAUGUACUCUCGGUUCGAUAUAGUAUGGCCUGACACCCUGUCGUCCUCCGAUCAUCCUGCUGGGGUUGACGCCCUGUCCUAUGGUCUUGCAACGCUAGUCAUGGGGGAGGACGUCUUUCGUGAAUUGCCUGCCGGACGCCGUCCAACGGAUAUCGCUACCCCGCAUGAUCGACCGCCAGCGUCACAAGGGCCCCACGGCACCCGGAAGAUACGCCGAGGAAACCACUAUGCUCAGUAUACACGCAAGUUUUCGGUGGGAAAUGGCCCUCUGCUCUGGGUUCAGGAAUACUCGGUGACCAAGGAGACGGGCAAGAUGCUAGGCACGCUGGUCGCUUUGGCGGUCGCACGGAUGGUCAACCUGGAGACCUUCAUCUGGGACAUGCCGACCGGAGUUCUGAGAGACGUGUGGAUCGCGCUGUCGUCGCUAGCGGAUCGUCCAGGACACGAUUGCCGCCUGGAACGGGUUUGGGUCCGGUGGCAUGAUAAUUCUGAAAAUUCAAUGCGCUCUGCACAAGACGUGGCCACCACAUCGUCCUUGACUCUGCCUGCCAUGCAGGUGCCCUCCAACCCUCCGGCGUCUGGUACCCCUCUGCAGCAGAAAUACGGGCAUGUAGAAUACCCGACCCUCUCCAUCCUGCCCCCCAUGCGGAGCUUGAGUGUGCUGGACAUAGACGAGCCUUCGUAUCUGGAAGAAACGGCCGUUCUCAUCGAGCGCUCAGUAGGAAAACUGAGGGAACUACGCAUUGGCAUCUCCCCCAAGGUCUACCAGGCGGAGUGGUUAAAAGCCCCCGCGGUCUGGUCAUCGAGUUCGCCUCCAAGCCAGGGCCCAGUGCCUGGUUGGCCCAAGAAUGGCGGUGUUCUGGGUCUCUUGUUUGGGGUGUCUAGUGACCCCUUGGGCGAUAAUUCUGCGAGUGGCUCCGCUAAGAAGCAAGACGCUGGUGUCGCCAAUACUCACGAACAUAACGGGAUAACUCCACCAGCCGAAACACCUUCAACUAGCAACGCCGCACCUGAGGUCCCCCCGUCCCAACCCGUGGAUAUUGCCUCAACGGAACAAGGUCCUAGUAUUACAGGCGACCCAGGUCAAGGCGAUGACUCCUCGCCAUUGGGACAAUCGUCUCCGACGGAAACACCAGCUCCCAUUGUCCCACCAGAGAGCUCCAAGCGAUCAUCCAAAACGACCAGGUUCAAAAAGCGGAGGGAUGAUAACGUGCCUCGAUUGAGCCUGGAAAUUUUGGAGCUAGAGCGUGUCCCAUUAUCAGUCCUAGCGAUGCAACAUGCUCUUGAUUGGACCAGGAUCACGACGCUCACGAUUCUCCGCUGCGAGGGUCAUGAAAAGCUUUGGAGGGCCCUGCGUCGCGAGUUCACUCCGUCCCCCACGCCACAAUCGUCCAGAUCACGACGAAAGUCCGCUUCUGGUCAUUCCACCUUACUGUACGACUUUCCGCUGAAGAUCAAGCACAUACAUACGGACUCCGUCUCGCCAUAUCUCUUGCUGUUCAUCAAGGACGCCCUUGCGCCGAACAGUCUCGAGACGCUCUUCCUGCACGAGGCACCUAUGUACGACUCGAUCGUCGGUAUCGACGCCAUCUACAAAAAUGUGGUUCGCCAUCAUCGCUUGAGUCUCCGCAAGGUAUUAAUCGACAGCACCGAACGAUCGCCCGACGGGGGUGAGCUGGCCACCAGCCGCUGGCGGAAAUGGAUGUUCACCCGAGAGAUGGUCUCUUUCUUCACGAGUGGGCGCAUGCCCCGACUGCGCGAGCUGUCCAUGACCAUCCACUCCAAAGACUGGCACUACUUCCUCCAAAGACUGCCCAACAUCCCCUACCUCCGCGCUCUCCACAUCGCACACAUCGCCCACCCCAUCCACCGCGACCCCAAAGAACUCGCCAUGCAAAUCCUAGACAUCGUAACCAUCCGCCCGGAAGUAGGAAUCAGCUACGUAGGCAUGCAAAGCAAGUGCUACGAGAUCCUCGAAGGCAAACGCGGCGACAAAGACGACGACCUCGACUACCUAGACACCCACAGCGAGGGCUUCGUCCCCGGCGGAGACGAUUGGGCCGGCUCCGACAGCAUGGACGAUGACUCCGACUCCGACGACGCCGCCGCCGCCGUCAGCGCCGCGGACUCGCACUCUGAGGCGUCAUCUGAUGAUAGGGGCUCGUCUGAUGGUGAUGAUGUGGAGUUUGAGGGUGGGAGAUCGAGGGUUGCGUUCCGGUUGAGGGAGAUUCUGUUUUAUGAUGAUAAGAUUUCGAUCUUUAAGGCGAGGCAUGGGAGCUUGUGA
This is a messenger RNA of Aspergillus campestris IBT 28561, 4158 nucleotides long. RefSeq lists its product as uncharacterized. Gene Ontology annotation, molecular function: GTPase activity; translation elongation factor activity; GTP binding. The record is from RefSeq and is a predicted model, not a curated record. The transcript is spliced from 3 exons. The coding region runs from base 1 to 4158 and encodes 1385 amino acids. Lineage: Eukaryota; Fungi; Ascomycota; Eurotiomycetes; Eurotiales; Aspergillaceae. Gene Ontology annotation, biological process: translational elongation.